This is a messenger RNA of Aphidius gifuensis, 1116 nucleotides long. Its product is annotated as phosducin-like protein. Bases 183 to 1037 code for a protein of 284 amino acids. The transcript is spliced from 2 exons. NCBI's taxonomy places the organism in Eukaryota, Metazoa, Arthropoda, Insecta, Hymenoptera, Braconidae. Gene Ontology annotation, biological process: regulation of G protein-coupled receptor signaling pathway. The record is from RefSeq and is a predicted model, not a curated record.
UACCAAACAAAUUGGAUUUAAUAUGUUGACAAUUUAAUAUAAUUAUUGUCAAGUUUCAAGAGUGUUUGUUACUUAGUAUUUGCUCAAUUAAAUUAGUCAUAUAGUGUCCAAUUGAUAUUGAGGCCACUAACCAGUUAAAAUAAAUUUUUCUUAAAGACAAGAUAAAGAAAUAAUUUCUAAAAAUGGCAACAUUAGAAGAUAAAAUAUUGGGUGAAAAAAAAGAGUAUUAUUGUAGUUCAGAUGAAGAAGAAGGAAAUGAUUCUGGUGAUUCUGAUAAGGAUAAUGAUCAAAAAGCAACUUGUGCAAAUGAUGAAUCAACAGCAACAUAUGAAGUUAAUAAAUGGGAUGGUACAUCAAGUAAUACUGGACCAAAAGGUGUUAUAAAUGAUUGGCAAAGAUUUAAACAAUUAGAAAAAGAAAAACGUGAACAACAAGAAAAAGAAAAUAUUAAAUUAAUUAAAAAGCUUACAUUAACUUGUCAAAGUGUACUUGAUGAAGAAAAAGAAAAAUUAAAAAAUACUGAUCCAGAUUUAGCUGAAUUAUUUGAUGAUGAUUUUUUACUUGAAUAUCAACGUAAAAGAAUGGCUGAAAUGUUUAAAAAUUCAAAUAAUUUAUUAUUUGGUAGUUUAAUUAAUUUAUCAAAUGGUGAUGAUUUUUUAAAAGCCAUUGAUGAUGAAGAUAAAUCAGUGACAAUUGUUGUUCAUAUUUAUGAAAAAAAUGUUGCUGGAUGUCAAGCAAUGAAUGGCUCUUUAAUAACACUAGCAACCGAAUAUCCAACUGUUAAAUUUUGUAAAAUUCAAGGCUCAGCAGCAGGUUUAAGUAAACAUUUUAAAAAACAAGGAGUUCCUGCAUUAUUGAUUUAUAAAAAUGGACAAGUUAUUGGAAAUUUUGUUCAUGUAACUGAUACACUUGGUACUGAUUUUUAUGCAUCAGAUGUUGAAAGUUUUUUACUUGAGCAUGGACUACUUGUUGAUAAAACUUGUGUACCAAAAAUAAUCAGAGAUUCAAAUGACAAUGAUGACGAUGACAGUGAUUAAAUUUAUAUAUAAAAAAUAAAAAUAAUAUAAACUAAUAAUGUAUUAAUAAAAAAUUCAUCAUUCAUUUAAUAUUUAUAAA